Messenger RNA from Sphaeramia orbicularis (orbiculate cardinalfish), 2424 nucleotides. RefSeq names its product zinc finger protein 239-like. Gene Ontology annotation, molecular function: DNA-binding transcription factor activity, RNA polymerase II-specific; RNA polymerase II cis-regulatory region sequence-specific DNA binding. NCBI's taxonomy places the organism in Eukaryota, Metazoa, Chordata, Actinopteri, Kurtiformes, Apogonidae. The transcript has 3 exons. Bases 195 to 1136 code for a protein of 313 amino acids. Gene Ontology annotation, biological process: regulation of transcription by RNA polymerase II. The record is from RefSeq and is a predicted model, not a curated record.
CCUAGCAGCUAACUAGCUUUAGCUAAGGUCACGUGUAUCGUCGCGAACCAAUGGCAGGCUGUCAGUUCUAUUAAUGUUUACCGACAGCUGGCCUUGUGUAUUUUGGCUUUAAGGACGUGGCAGUGGAGGAUCCAGAUAUGGAGGUGUGUGGUUGUUGACGGCGCAGAGGAGCAUCAGCUGUCUCACCAAGAAACAUGACUUCAACACAAAAGAAACUUCACCGUUGUGAGGACUGUGAGAAAGAGUUUGGUUCAGCCGGUCAGUUAAAGACUCAUCAGAGGAUUCACACCGGAGACAGGCCAUUCGCCUGCGACCUGUGUGACAAAAAAUAUACCACAAAAGGGCAGCUAACGAUUCAUCGGCGAGUUCACACCGGAGAAAAACCUUAUACUUGUGAACACUGUGGGAAAACAUUUGCCAGAGCAGAUAACUAUCAACGCCACCAGGACGUCCACACCGGGUAUAAACCAUUUGGCUGUGAGCUGUGUGGGAGGACAUUUGCCAGAGCUGCCGACUCUCAGCGACACCAACGCAUCCACACCGGAGAGAAACCCUAUUCUUGUGAGCUGUGUGGGAAAACAUUCGCCAGAGAGUGGAGCUAUGAGCAACACCAGCGUGUCCACACUGGAUAUAAACCGUUCAGCUGCGAACACUGCGAGAAAACAUUUGCCGGAGCGAGCGACUAUCGGCGGCACCAGCGUGUCCACACUCAAGACAAACCAUACAGCUGCGAGCAGUGUGGGAAAACCUUCUCUCGGCUGUCGCACCUCAGGCGCCACAAGCCCACUCAUGUAGAGAAGCAGCAUCAGUGUGGCGAGUGCGGGAAGUGUUUCAUCCUGGAGAGAAACCUCAUUGUCCACCAGGGAAUCCACAGCGGAGAGAAACCGUACUGUUGCAAACACUGCGACAAAGCCUUCGCCUCCAUCUCGGACCGAAAGGUGCACGAACGCACCCACAGAACCGCUGAUACCAAUGAGACCAUCUUCUCCUGUGAGCAGUGUGGGAAGAAGUUAAGCUCCCACAGUGCACUUCAGACUCAUGAACGCAUUCACAAUGCCUUCGUCACGACGACACAGCGCUUGAGUCACAAGAGACUAUCAUCACCGGAGGAAGUGUCUGUCAUUACGUGUAACUGAUAUCACUAUUAAACAGGAUCAAACCGUUACAGGACCAUCGACUACUGCACGCGUUCUCUAUGGAUGUCGUAUAAACAGAUGAUCUGACAUUUUAUCAUGACAACACUUAUGCUCAUCAACUGAUCAGCAACUGAAAAGGCAAUGAAUAAUCAUAAAGUAUGUUUCAUAUUCUAUUUGAUAACUAUUAACAACCAUUAAACAGUAACUGUUAACAUUCAACCACUUCUUAGACAACUUGACUGUUGGAGUCUUCUGUGAUGCCGUAGGAAAGGUGCAGAUUCAUUCUGAAAUACUACUGCUCAUUUUUAGCUCCGUUGUCGUCUUCAUUAGCAAUUUCUUCAAACAUGGCUGACAAAACUACUGGUCAAAUUAAUUUCAAAUUUUAUAUGUAGCUUCCUUGGGACAGUGCCUGCAUACAUAAUGUCGUAAUACAACAUGAUCCUCUUGCCUUGAGCAGCUUAGUCCUUUUGUCCAAAUAUAGUCACUUCUGGAUCCAAAAGCCAACAUGGCUGAACCGUAAACUACCGGUGUCAAAUGUUCUCUGCGACACAAGUCUCGGUAAAUAAAAUGAUGUUCAAAUGAGAGCUGGGCCAUCAAAAAGUGAUAAUUAUCGCAAUAUGCUUUCAUGUAGAGAUUAUUGUUGAUUUUGUGAUCUAGAAUUUUAAACCUUUUGAGUUUGUUCUCAGCUAAAACACCAAGUUUCAUAUUUGGAUGUUGAACAUUUGAUCAGACAUGUUUUCACUGCUCUACAUCUGUGUGUUGUGACCUUAAAGAAUAAAACCACAAAUAACGUUUUUACAUUAUUUUUUAUUUUGUAGCAUUUUCUACAUCGCUGCGUCCUCUGUGCUACUUUUGCCUUUUACAAGGUUUUAGUUAUGAUAUCUUUAAUGUCUUCAUCAUAUAUUUUUUUUCUUUUCUAUAUUUAUGGAAUAAUGUAAAACUUUUGUUCCUCACCGAUAUUUCUGAAGUAACUGGCAUGUUUUCUGUUGAGUCAGAUAAUAGUGUUAGCUCGACAGCUGUUGAAUGCUAACAUUAGCUUUUAAAAGUAGUUCGUGGUGAUGAAAUAUGUUGUUUUAACUUAAUCUCAUUUAAUGUCUGGGUUUCACAGUCAUUGUCUUUUCAGUUGCUGAUCACAUGCUUAACAGCGUCAUUGUGGCAGAAUGCCAGGUUCUGUGUGUGUGUGUUUAUGUAAAUUCAACAAUAUGAGGUUAUGGUUUUGAUUGAAGCAGACGGUCCAACGACACCAAAGUGAUGUACAUUCAAUAAAAUGUCAACAGUGAACGUUUAA